Rhincodon typus (whale shark) is the source of this 4613-nucleotide messenger RNA. RefSeq names its product DLEC1 cilia and flagella associated protein (gene dlec1). Lineage: Eukaryota; Metazoa; Chordata; Chondrichthyes; Orectolobiformes; Rhincodontidae. The record is from RefSeq and is a predicted model, not a curated record. Bases 1 to 4554 code for a protein of 1517 amino acids. The transcript has 35 exons. Gene Ontology annotation, biological process: negative regulation of cell population proliferation.
AUGGCAAACGACAUUUCUUUUUUAUUGGCAAGUAUCUUCAAGGACCUUUACACAGGAGAUGUUAUUGGGAAGGAAAUAAUAAAAAACCUUGUAACGUCACGUGGUGGAGAUGAUAAGUACCACGAGCAAUUCGUGCAACAGCUACAAGAGAUUCACGCAGAGUAUGACAAACGGAUUGCAGAGGCAGACACAGUUGAAAAACAUAUAAUCCAGGCCCGGGCACGAGCCACAGUGGCAGAGGAGAAGGCUCUGAAUAAAGGAAAGGAGAGUGGAAUUGACCAAAAAUCCCUGGAUAAUAACUCACUUGGAUUGCCAACAGUGAAAUCCACGUUCAGGGACUGCGUAGACAGUGAGCUGCUUAAGACACAUAACUUGAUCGUUCCAGAGGAUUAUAUCGUUGAGAAGCGCACGAGCAGCAAAACACCGAUACUUGCAGCAAAACCUCAGAUCUAUGUUCCAAAACUUACAAAAACUUUCAAGAAACGGAUUUCAAAAAGCCCAGUAGAUGAUGGAUACACAGACUUGAGCCAACCUAAGGCCCCUAGUGGAUUAUUAGAGUGCAACUCAUCUUUAACUUUGCUGUCAUCCUCUGAGGAGUCAAUUGGUUCAAAAAUAUCCAAGCCCCAGAAAGAAAAAACCAACAAGUACCUUUGGAGGGACCAGUUGCCUGUGGCUGAUCGAAUACAGGCGCGAGAGGAUAUGGCAAAGUUUGAGAAAUGCCACAACUUCCUGAAGAGCCCACGCCACCUGCCUCCUCAAGAAGGAGGCAAAUCGCUCAUCAUUCCAAAAAGGAAGGUGCCAAAGAAAGUUGCUGGAAGACAUGUAUUUGUAGACCAAAGUGACCCCAAUGAGCCUAUUCCCGUCUUUCUGGCAAAUCCACCUAUUAUUCUGUUCACAAACUACAAAGUGGGACAAGUGUAUGAAACAAAUGUUGAGUUGAGAAACCUGACUUCCAGCAGCCGCCACCUGAGAGUCAUCCCACCAAGUACCUCAUUCUUUUCUAUCGGACUAGGUAAAUUCCCAGGAGAGGGAGGCAUCGUUGCUCCAGGCAUGAGCUGCCAGUACACUGUCCGAUUUGCUCCUGAUUCACCAGCUGAAUAUGAAGAUUUCCUAAUAGUGGAGACACAGACACCCUAUCCACUCGUGGUCCCCAUUGAAGCCAGAAGAUCUCCUCCUAUAUUAUCCUUACCUGGUACUUUAGACUGUGGAUAUUGCCUGGUGGGUGGAGUGAAGAUCACAGAGUUCCUUUGUAGAAACGAUGGCUACAACUCUGGAUGUUUUUGUGUGAUGCCAAAAAAAAUGUGGCCAACUACAAAUUUCAGAGUGAGUGUUCUAAAGUUACUUCUGAAUGUGUAUUCAUCACCCUAUCUGGCAGGAUCAAAUCCCGAUCAUACAUUGUGUAAAAAGGUUUUUGUCGAUAUCACCAAUUUGGCUGGCAAUCGCCUUUCAUCUCUGUUGACCAUUCAACAUCUCAGAGUGAAAGAGUAUCACAGUGUGUUUUACCUUGUAUUGCAAGGUGUUCCAGAGCCUUUGAAUGCCAAUGAGUGUAGCACCACUAGGAAAGGCAGCUUGGAAAGAUCAAUGAAAACAGCUUCUGCAGCAAUUACUAAUAUCGUAGGCAUGGAGCUGGAGGUUAAGGGCUACACUGAGCCAUUUCAAGUCUUGUUGAAGCCUUAUGCCAUUCUCAUCCCUGGCGAGAACUACCUGGGCACGACUCUGAAAAAAUAUUUUGAGAUGUGGAAUAACAGCAAAUCCACCAUCUACUUCGAAUGGGAGAAUGUGCAUGAUUCUCACAUCCUGGAGGUGCUGCCACCUUGUGGAGCAAUAGAGCCCAAUGAUUACUGUGACCUGGAGCUGUUGCUUACUGGAGGCAAGAUGGAGAAAAUAAAAUACCGUCUGCAGUGUCACAUCAGAUAUCAGGAAGAGCCAGUGGUUCUUUACGUAGAGGCAGCUUUUAUGGGUCCCCAGGUUUGCAUUGACCUUCCAUCUCUGGAUUUCUGCCUCGUGAGGCUGGGAACUAGUGCCAUGAGUACCAUCCAGAUCAAGAGCACAUGCCAGCUUUCAGCUUUGUGGCAUCUGCAGGAGAGUCCAGAAUGCCUGAAGGAGCAGAAUGAAGAGGUCUCGCAGUUUACCUUUGAACCAUCCAGUGGUGUACUGCUACCACUGGCUGAGCACAGUGUGACUGUCUUGUUUAGGCCAACAAAGUGUCAAACCCUGAAAACAGUUCUCGAGUUGAAAGUGGAAAAUGGAAGUGCAAGUUACAUUGCAGUGAAGGCUGAAGUCCAGGUAGUUCAGGUGUGCCUGCUGUCCUCUGCUGUCAUUUUCAAAGAUGUCUACAUUGGGAUCCCUGCACAGGAGACAGUGAAACUCUUCAACCAGACACUACUGCCAGCAAAAUAUACCUGGGGAGAGCUGCAUGAAAGUGAAGCCCAUCAAUGUAGAGUCACUGUCACUCCAGCAAGUUAUACUCUGGGGCCAAAUGAAGAAAUCACAGCAUGUGUGGAAUUAACAGCUUAUAGCAUGCAUGAACUGAGUGGUUUGAUGCUCUCAUGCAUGGUUGAGGAGAUGAAAGAACCUCUUCUGCUAGAAAUAUUGGCUAAACCAAAAGGCUUGAACGUCACUUACAGCCUUCCUGCUGACAACAACGAGAGCAACUCACUACUUCUGAACUUCAGUGAGAUAAUGGUGCAUGACACAAUGAAGAGGCAGCUGUUGAUCACUAACAACACUGCCAUUUCAGCACAGUUCAAUCUGGAAGUGGAGUACUUCAGCAGCUGCUCUCCAGUGCCCCCCUCAGUCAGCAAGCUGACGGUCAGUCAGUCAAGUAAUCAGUCCAGAACACCACUCCUUAAAAGAACAGUGAACCUUACAGAAGGUCCAAGCAAGUCACAGAAUCAACUACAGCGUGAAUUUGAGGACAUACUGCUGUGUCACAGGAAGGGGGCAGCGUUUGUUGUCCAACCGAAGACAGGAACCCUGGAGCCAUACCAGCAGCUGACCGUUGAAAUCACAGUCUUUGCCAAUAUGUGGGGAGACUACAGUGAUUAUCUGAUUUGCAGAGUUGGAGAUCUGGAGCCUACCUAUGUACCCAUGCAACUGUCUGUUAAAGGCAUUCCACUGUACUUCAAGAUUUUAGGACCUCAGAAGGACAACCAGAUGCAAGGCCCUGUAGUCAGGUUUGGCACCCAUAUCUCUGGAGGUGACACUGUCUCCCGUUCCCUACGGCUCAUCAAUACGGGUCCCUGUGAUAUUCGGUUGGAUUGGGAGACAUACAACCGUGUGAAUGAUGACCUGCAGCUGGUGGAUCUGAUUAUUUCCUAUGGGCAGCAGUUCCCACUGAAGGAUGAGAGCGGUAAUGAGAUAAUGGGAACUAGCAUUGCUCCAAGUGAAAGUGUACACAGCUAUGACUGGGAUGCUAUUCCUAAUAGUCUAGAGAGCAGCUCUUCAGCACUCCAAACAACAGAAUGUGAACUGGAAGAGGAAGAGGAAGUUCCAGAAGGGGAACAGAAAGAAUCAAUGCCAGCAAGCCCUCUAAUUUCUGUUGUUCUACAGGUCCACGAGGGCAUUGCAGCAGACUAUCCAUAUUAUGUGACCCCACGACAGAUGGUAGUUCCAGCUGGCAGCUUCGUCACCAUCAACGUCUCUUUCACCCCACUCACACAGACUGAAGUGAUGACAAAUGUAGAGUGUGAAGGCUUCGCUUUAGGAUAUCUCAGUCUAGAUGAUCAGAUGUCAUUUGGAGUACCUGGAAAAGUGACUCGAUUUCAAGGAUAUCAUAAAGAGGCUUUACGCCUAGACUUCAAGGCAGUUGUAAAGCCUGCUUUCUCACUGAUCCAAAAAGAAGUCCUGACGACACGUGGCUUCAAGCUGACAAAUCCCAGUGAGACUGCUCUCUACUUUCAGUUUUUGCUUCAAAGACCUUUCUGUAUUUUGAAUGUGGACCCCAAAAACAGCCUUAAAUCUUCGAACAGUGACCGGGAGGAGAAUACAAAGAUGCUGUUACUAUACCCCCAACAACACCUGCAUGUCACCAUUGCGUUUUGCACUUCUCUGGACUUGUUGAAAUGCCAGGAAAAUUGGUGUCAAAGGAGAAAACGGAAACUGGAGUUUAACCAGGACCUUGUGAUUGAGUACAGCAACAAGACAACCCAGCUCAUCCCUCUCCAUGCUUCCUUUGCGCUGCCAUUCCUUGAGCUUUCCACUGACUGCAUCGAUUUUGGAAUCUGCUUGGUUGGACAAUGCAGGAGAAGGGAGAUCUUCCUCCUGAACAGGACAGGGUCAAAGAGUUUCUGGACUGCAGCAAUCGCUCCAAUUGAAAGCCAGGAAGAGCAGGGUGUGUUUGAAAUUUGUCCCGAGCAUGGGGUUUUACAGGCUCACUCCAUCCAUUUAUCAACAAGCCGUGUAGCGAUACAGAUCACGUUCAAGGCCAGGGAUGAGAAAAUGUAUCAAACAAACGUUGUUAUCCAAGGAAUUCUGGGUGAGAGACCGGUAAAAUUCUCAGUGCAAGGAAGAGGGACGCUUGACGAAAAAUACGAAGCUAUGUUCAUCCCAUAGUGUCAGCAGAAAUUAAAAUUACUCGAACCUCCAACAAGUUAAUCAAUGUAAAUAUUUAG